AUGAAGACGAUGGAAACAAGCGUCCGAGAUGCAAGUAGCACGGGGAGGGGAUAUCCUCGUCACGACGUGAUUUGCUUUGCAUGGAGGCUGUGCCGCCGUGCUGAAGGUCUCGAACAAGCUAUCCAGCGUUGGGCAUGUGACCAAGUGCCCGAGAGCCAUGCAAUGUGGGCAUCACCCAGUCGUACAGCGCUGUCAAGACCACCGCAGAGUCGACGUAAGAGCAUGUUUAUGGGCAUGGCCGCGCAGCUCGUGCCUUGCCAACAGUACCAACAACGCGGCUCCAGGUCGGACACGUAG
This is a messenger RNA of Phytophthora infestans T30-4, 297 nucleotides long. RefSeq lists its product as uncharacterized. Lineage: Eukaryota; Oomycota; Peronosporomycetes; Peronosporales; Peronosporaceae. The transcript has a single exon. Bases 1 to 297 code for a protein of 98 amino acids. The record is from RefSeq and is a predicted model, not a curated record.